AUUAGUGGUAGUUAAACACUCUUGAUGAUGGGAGCGAGAGGGAAGAGUAAACAACCGUAGACAUAAGUAUAAUGACGAAUCUGUUGGCUCUGUGUCUUGUGUUAAGCACUUUACUUGCGGCGGAAGUAUGGUCUCCGAGCCCAGCCGUGUCCACCCACCAGACGACGACGCCGGAGGGAGACAUCAUCGUCAAAGACGGCCACCGCGUUGUGGUGGUUGAGUACGAUCGCGACGGCAAAACCAACACCAGAGUCUCGAUCUCGCCGCCGUCGGCAGAUCAAGGACAAGGAGAACAAAAACAAGAAGAAAAUGAGGAAACUACUCUGUUCAGGAAAGCGAAAGAGAGAGCGAAAGAAGCGGCGUCAUAUCUUCCAAACGUCGGCCAAGGGAUCUCGGAGGCGCGUGAUCACCACGCGACGGCUGGAGAAGUCAUAUGCGACGCGUUCGGUAAGUGCAGGCAGAAGAUCGCGAGUGUGGUUGGUCGGGCUAAAGAUCGAACCGGUGAUACCGUCGGUGAUGUCGGAGAGAAAAUCUCCGAUGCCGGGGACGCUGCUGCGGGUAAGGCUUACGACGUGAAGGAGACGGUUGCACGUGGGGCACGUGACGUGGAAGAAACGGUGGCUGAUAAAGCCCAAUAUGCUAAGGAGAAGGUAGCAGAAAAGGCCCAUGAUGUGAAGGAGAGUGUGUCACAUAAAGCCCAAGAUGCAAAAGAAAAGGUUACAGAGAAAGCCCAUAACGUGAAGGACACCGUGGCCCAUAAGGCUCACGAGUCGAAGGAGAGAGCGAAAGACAGAGUGAGAGAAAAGGCCCAGGAGUUGAAGGAGACGGCGGUUCACAAGUCCCGAAACGCGUGGGAGAGAGCUAAGACGGCGGCGCGUGGGUUUGGGUCAGCGACGGCGAAUGUGCUUAGUCCGAAGAAGGUAGCUAGCGUGGUGGGACUGACGGCGAUUGCGGCGGCGUUUGGGAGUUGCGUUUGGGUGACGUUUGUGUCGAGCUACGUGUUGGCUUCGGUGUUGGGGAGGCAACAGUUUGGGGUGGUGCAGAGCAAGCUGUAUCCUGUUUACUUCAAGACAACAUCGGUCGGAAUCUUGGUGGGUUUGCUUGGUCACGUGGUUAGCAGGCGGAUGAAACUACUAACUGACGCGACGGAGAUGUGGCAAGGCGUUAACCUCUUGGCUUCUUUCUUUAUGAUCGAGGCCAAUAAGUCAUUUGUUGAGCCACGUGCCACCAAGGCGAUGUUUGAGAGGAUGAAGGCGGAAAAGGAAGAAGGGAAAGGAGGAGGAGAGAGGACGAGUGAGCAAGAGGUGAGGCGGAAACUGGAAAAGCUAAGCGAGAGGCUGAGCAAGCUCAACACAUACUCCUCUUGGUUAAAUAUACUGACGCUCAUGUCUCUAACCUGGCACUUUGUUUAUCUCGGCCAGAGACUCGGCGCCGCUUGUUGAUGCAUGCCUUUGUGUUUUGUCUUAGUGAACCCUAACUUGUUCUGUUGUUGUUUUUGUUUUCACGGUAUCUAAGGUUUUCUGUUGGGUUGUCUAAUGUCAUAUGUAUAUAUCUUCUAAUGCCUAAACUUCUUGGUUAGAACUCUUGGUUCUUGCGUGUAUAUAUAUGAAU
This is a messenger RNA of Eutrema salsugineum, 1611 nucleotides long. RefSeq lists its product as uncharacterized. The record is from RefSeq and is a predicted model, not a curated record. The transcript has 2 exons. Lineage: Eukaryota; Viridiplantae; Streptophyta; Magnoliopsida; Brassicales; Brassicaceae. The coding region runs from base 72 to 1442 and encodes 456 amino acids.